Cuscuta campestris is the source of this 1559-nucleotide messenger RNA. The record is from the annotation of a GenBank genome assembly. NCBI's taxonomy places the organism in Eukaryota, Viridiplantae, Streptophyta, Magnoliopsida, Solanales, Convolvulaceae.
AUAUCUCCGGGGGUUCGUGCGAUUAAAGACUGUGCGGGUCGCCGGCGGCGCCGUUCACCGGACAGCGACCUCCCGCCGCACCCGCAAGAAAAACAGGGAAUGCAAACAAGUAGCAGGAAUCUGAUAUCUGCAAGCCACCCGACUCUCAAUCUCUCAUAUCCAACUCUUGAAUCCUUCGUCUGGAAUACUCUAAUUCGUGCCCAUGUCCAUCAUCCAUCCGAUUCUCCCUUCACUCCCCUCUCCGUCUUCCUCCGCAUGCGUUACCAUGCCGUCCGACCAGAUACCCACACCUUCCCUUUUCUCCUUCAAUCCUUCACCUCGCCGGAAUACCUCUCCUGCGGCCGGUCAGUUCACUCGCUGAUCAUCCAACUCGGACUGUCGGACAACGUGUUCGUACAGACAUCGCUGGUCAAUAUGUACUCUUCCUGCGGCUCAUUCCACCUUGCCCGGCAGGUGUUCGACGAAAUUCCCCAACCAGACUCCGCCUCAUGGAAUUCGUUGCUCAACGGGUACGUGAAAGCCGGGAUGGUCAUAGCUGCACGGAAGGCGUUCGACAGUAUGCCUAGCAGAAACACGGUGUCCUGGAGUUGUAUGAUGGAAGGGUACGUGAGAUCGGGCCAGUAUAUGAACGCAUUGCUCUUGUUCCGGAAGAUGCAAAAAACGGAGGAGCUUAUGAUUCCCAAUGAGUUCACCAUGUCUGUCUUGCUCUCUGCUUGUGGAAAGCUUGGCGCCCUUGAACAUGGCAAGUGGGCUCAUUGCUACAUUGAGAAACGCGGAAUGCCGAUUGGUAACAUCUUAGGAACCUCAUUGAUCGACAUGUACGCGAAAUGUGGGUGCAUUGAAAGGGCGAAAUUCGUGUUCGAAAAUCUGGGUCCGAAUAAAGAUGUGAAAGCAUGGAGUGCCAUGAUCUCUGGCUUGGCCAUGAAUGGGCACAAGGAAGAAUGUCUUGAUUUAUUCUCAAAGAUGGUCGGCUCCGGCGUGAGCCCUAACGGAGUCACAUUCAUAAGUGCUCUCUCCGCUUGUGUCCACUCUGGCGCGGUCGCACUAGGAAAGUCCAUCUUUGAAAAGAUGCAAAACCGUUACCAUAUUUCUCCCUCGCUUCAACACUACGGUUGCAUGGUCGACCUCUACGCAAGAGCAGGACUGAUCGACGAGGCCUGGGGUCUCGUCGAGUCAAUGCCAAUGCAACCGGACGUCCUGGUCUGAGGGUCCCUCCUGAGCGGGGCCAGGACGUCCGGGGACAUAAAGACAUGCGAGGCGUUGCUCGGCAAGAUCCUCGAGCUGGAACCCAAUAACACCGGGGCCCACGUCCUCCUCGCAAACGCGUACGCCAAGAUGGGGAGGUGGAAGGACGCGAGGCGGGUCCGGGCUCAGAUGGAGACGAAGGGGAUAAAGAAGGUCCCCGGGUGCAGCUUGGUGGAAGUGGACGGGACCGUGCACGAGUUCCACGUAGGAGACAAGUCUCGGCCAGACAGGAUGGAGAUACACAUGAUGCUGGAUGAGAUGUUGAGCCGGAUAAGAAUGGAGGGGUACGCGAGCAACACGGAGGAGGUGACAGU